Camelina sativa (false flax) is the source of this 1547-nucleotide messenger RNA. RefSeq names its product F-box/LRR-repeat protein At3g58980-like. Lineage: Eukaryota; Viridiplantae; Streptophyta; Magnoliopsida; Brassicales; Brassicaceae. Gene Ontology annotation, molecular function: protein binding. The record is from RefSeq and is a predicted model, not a curated record.
AUUAUAAUGCCAAAUAGAAACAAAACCAAAAUCUGGACGGAUAUUUAAAUAUUUGUUAUCUCUUGACUACUGGCUGACCACGUCCGAAUACUAGUUUUGGAACGCACGUCUUCUUGAACUUAAAUUGAAGUAAAACUGUGGAAUGUUUCCUCUGGUGCCGAAGUUUUCUAAUCUCAUCUUCAAAUAGUGUAAUGCUAUGAUGUUUCUCCGAUGAUGCUGCCUUUAGUAGAAAGGGUUCUGUAAGCGAAAGAAUGGAUAGGAUCAGCGAUCUACCAGAUGGGAUUAUUAUCCGCAUUUUGUCUUUCCUCUCGAUAGAUGAAGCUGCUUCAACUUCGGUUCUCUCCACGAGAUGGCGUGAUAUGUUUGCCUUCACACCACAUCUCCAUUUGUCCCUUACCAAACCAAGAAAAUUCUUGCCUUUCGUUGAUCACCGACGAUAUUUCAUGGAUUUCGUGGAUCGAGUGUUGGCUGUUUCAGGCAAUUCCGCCAUAAAGAGUUUCACUCUGAAAUGUCGACUUGGUGUUGGCUCAGCUCAUACCAACCGUUGGAUAUGUAAUGUGCUGAACCGUGGUGUCUUGGAUCUUCAUCUUGACGCAAAAGCUCAAGAACCACUAAUCUUCGAGGUCUUUGCUUGCAAGACACUUGUUAAGUUGAAACUGAAUCGUUUCGAAAUUCCUAUGCUUCCUGAGGAUGCUUCUCUUCCAGCUCUUAAGAUUAUCUCUCUUCAUUUCGUUACAUUUUAUAACCUUGACGCAUUUGAAAAGCUUAUCUCUGCUUGCCCUUUACUUGAGGAGUUGAUCAUGAUUUAUAUUGCGUGGGAACUUUGGAAAUGUUCUCACAUCUUCUCCUGUCCAACCCUUAAGAGACUUACCAUUGGAUGUAUCGGUUUUAGUGUUGAGUUGGGGAGCAUGAGUUUUGAUAAUCCAAAUCUUGUCUACUUGGAAUACUCUGAUUUUGUUCAGCUUCAGUAUCCAGUUGUUAAUCUUGACUCCCUUGUUGAAGCUAAGAUAGGGCUUACAAUGAAAGAGGGAGGUCCUGAUAAUUGCGAUCCAUCGAAUCUGAUAAGGGGAUUAAGAAAUGUCGAGAUCCUCAACUUAUCAUGUCCUGAAACUGUGGAGAUUUUUGGGAUCUUCCAUGAAGCAAUGCCUAUGUUCGCAAACCUCUUACAUUUAACUAUUACAUCUGAAGUGGAUUUCUGUUCAUCUGUUUCGUCUCUACCAUCUCUGCUGAAGAAAGCUCCAAAUUUACACACUCUUGUCAUCAAGGGUAUCUUGCGCCAUGAUAAUCCUGUAUCUGAGUGCGAAUGCUUCUUAGGAUGUUCUCGUUUAUCUUCAUGUCCUGUGAAGGUCUUAGAAAUAACAGAGUACGAAGGAAGUAUCAAAGAGCUGGACCGAAUGAAGCGUUUCUUGGAGGAGUUGUCAUGUCUUGAGCUCGUUAAAGUUUGCGCCUCCGCAAAAGACGACAAAGAAAAGUUGCGGCUCUCCACGGAUUUGCUAAUGCUUUGUAGAGCUUCUUCUCAAUGUGAGAUCAAGGUCGAGUUUUCUUGA